AUGAUCAGCGGAGAGGGAUAUUUCAAGUACCAGCCCAUCAACCUAUUUACCGAUGCUAUUCGACUUGUGCGUCUUUUGAAAGGAGAUCAAGGCGAACAAAUACGAUGCGAACUCUUCGAAACAUUCCUCGACCAGAUAGAAGGCGUGCCGUAUGAAGCCUUGUCAUAUACCUGGGGCGACUCUCCUGACGAAUAUGAGGUUCUCAUCAAUGGUCGAAAGGUGCUCGUCAAGGAAAACCUUUACAUGGCCCUCCUCGCUCUACGGCAGCGAGGCAGGGAUAGCGUGUUGUGGAUUGACGCCAUUUGCAUCGACCAGAGCAAUGAUAGGGAAAAAGGCCACCAAGUUGGACAAAUGAGACUCAUUUAUGAGUGUGCUAAACAAGUCGUCAUUUGGCUCGGUCCCAGCAACCGCGGAAUUGAUCACCUCAUGGAUCUGGCUGGGCGGUGGGAUCAUCGAACAAGGCAACGACCAGGAGCUGACCGCGCACAGGGUUGGAUCGAUUCCUGGAUCUGGCUCACUACUGAUGUGACCAGCUACCGCAGGAAAGAGACCUGGUGGGGUGAAAAGCAAAACCUUGAGACGCUUCUUCUCAAGUUCGGAACGAGCGAAGCGAGUGAUCACCGAGACAGCAUCUAUGCCUUGCUUGGCAUUGCUUCAGACGCUCGCGUCAGCAACACGCUUUGUCCGAACUACCAUGUCUCGCUGGGUCACGCAAUAUGCCACACCAUCUCAUUCUUACUCUUCGACGAGACUUAUCAGCCGUCUGCCCGUCCAUUGCCCGAGAACAUGGACUUUCCUACUUUUCUUCGUAUCCUACCGAAGCUUCCAGACUACAUUCUGGGCUGGGCGCUGCAAACCCAUGUUGACGCAACCGCGGCAGCUCUUCUGCCAGAAGCCGGGGAUAUCAAGACACUAUACGAUUUGAAGGAUAUCACACUUGUUCCAGCCCGAUCUCCCGUGUCAUGGAUCAUAUCAAGCAAGGUGGAUUUUAACCGCACGUUUGGUGCAAUACUGGAAUGGGAAGAUGCCAAUUUUUUGAUUGGCAACGACGAGAUCAUGCAAGCGGUCCAAAGUCGUCGAUUACACCUACUCAAACACAUCAUCCGGCACCCCAGUGCAAAACCCAAUAACCUCACAGUCGACAAAUCCGGGAGGUUACUGAGUUACGCUGCCAUGUCCGGCGACAGAGACCUUUUCUGGCGGGUUGCACGGAUCGUCACAUCCGGUAAUCAUGCGGACCUGGAAGAAUCAAUACGUCAAAUCAUCGCAAGGUCCAAAAUUAUCGAUCGACUCACGAAUAAGAGUGUCAGAAGAUCAAGUCUCCACGGAAUACGCACCCUCUGGGCAACGACUUGUGCGCUUCAUAAAGUACUCAUCGAUUGA
Molecule: messenger RNA, 1383 nt
Organism: Sordaria macrospora k-hell
Lineage: Eukaryota; Fungi; Ascomycota; Sordariomycetes; Sordariales; Sordariaceae
Source: RefSeq, a predicted model, not a curated record